CGGUAACAAUACGUUAUCUAUUUUCGGAGGCAGCGUGUUAUAUGUCACAUAGUGGGAGUCACUUCAUUAAGUCUUGUAGUAUUAUUAGCGGGGCGGUCCCCAAUUCUCCUGUGAGUGGAUAUGUUUAGACGUCUUCCUCUAACCCUACCCGUUUGAGGGCGGACCUGCAUCUCCCUAACCCUUUUUAUUUCGGCUAAUCCUUAUUUUUCAGCUUUUCUCCUUGCUUAAAGGGACUAGUUUGAUGACUAGCUGAUAUUAUUGUUGUGGAAACAUUUUCCUUUACUUUCAGCCGGUCCCGACCACACGGAAGAAGCGCAUCGUUUGUCAUCGCGUAUUCACGAGGGCAUCAUACGAAGAAAAAAAACGCGCAUUGAAAUGGCGGAUUCAGGAAGAAAGCAAACGGAUAUCGAAUCCGCACAUCGCCAUGGCAAACAUACGAAGAAGAAAAACGCGGUUCGUCAUGGCGGAUUCACAAAGACAGCGCACGGACAACAAACCCGCCCUUGCUAGGCCGGUGGCCAUAUUUGAUUGCGCAAUAAUAUGGCUGAGCGAGUAAUGCGGAAGGAAGCCCCUGGGUCGCUUGUAAACCGGCCAUCAAUUGAUAGAAUGGAAGUACUUCCCGUAGUCAUAAGUCACGUGAAUGGAGGGGAGAAGACUUGUAUUGGUGAGCAGGCCUCGCGUCGGUAUACUCAGCGACGGAUUGUCGGAUAGUGAGGAACAAGGUUCAACGAGGAUUAGUAGAGAGGCUCUCGAGCAACCUGUGCGCAGGACGUUUGCAUAUCAUUAUAUAAACACUAUCAGGGUCUAUACACUUUCACUUGGCGGACCAUUCAUCGAGUACACCGCUACGAUAGUGCACACCACAAGAGACCCAGCGGGGCUUACAUUUCAGGGCGUUCUCGAUCAGAGUUCCCAUAACCCCCGUCGUCCUCCAAAAGGAGGAGGAGCUACAGGAUGCUUAUAGAAGGCGUGGCCGUCCUCGUGGUCGUUAUCUCAGCGCUGAUGCUCUUCUCCUUCGGUUCCCACUAUAGAGAGAACAAAAAACUUCCACCUGGCCCCCUACCCCUCCCCCUCAUCGGCAACAUGCUUCAAAUGGGCCCCACCCCUCAUCUUGGCCUCACAGAACUCGCCAAGUCUUACGGAGAAGUGUUUCGGCUCAAAGUCGGAAGUCAUCGGAUUGUGGUCGUGAAUAGUAUCGAGGCUGCUCGUGAGGCGCUUGUCCGUCGUGCGAAUGACUUCGCUGGCCGACCCAUGUUGUACACCGCGAGCCUGAUAUCCCGUAAUGGGACAGAUAUUGCUUUUGGAGACUUUGGGCCUUUGUGGAAACAACAGCGAAAGAUUGCGCACUCGGCUUUAAGGAUGUUUGGCAGCGGUCUCAAACCACUUGAGGAAAAGAUCACUGUGGAGGCGGACGAAUUGAUCAAGAGACUCUCCCUCGUGGAGGGCCGCGCCCACAACCCUAAGGAUGACGUGAACCUCGCGGUGCUCAACAUCAUCUGCUCUUUUGUGUUCGGCUCGCGCUAUGACAUGGACGACCCAGAGUUCCACACGGUCGUCGACUACACGGAACAAUUCGUGCAAGGGUUCCGUGCUGCCAGUUUGGUCGACUACUUUCCAUGGCUUAGACACUUACCAAAUAAAGGGCUGCGACAAAUCAAGGAAGCAUGUCAAAACAGAGAUGUCGUCCUCCAGAAGAAAUACCAAGAGCACCUCGUCACCUACGAACACGGCGUCAUUCGCGACCUAACAGACGCCCUCCUCAGCGCCAACAAAGCCUCCCAAGAGGAAUCUGCAUACCUGCCUAUGACGGAAGACCAUAUCAUCAUGACCAUGAACGACAUUUUCAGUGCUGGACUAGAAACCACCGCGACGUCCAUCCUCUGGUCGCUGGUUUACCUCAUAAGAAAUCCUAAAGUACAAGAGCAGCUGCACCAACAGAUAGACGAGGUUGUCGGUCGCGACAGAGCGCCCGAGCUAUCAGACCGCGAGAAUCUACCUCUAAUUGAAGCUACAAUCGCUGAGGUCCUGCGGAGUAGUUCUCUUGUUCCACUCCUCUUUCCACAUUCCACCACGACAGACACUCACCUUCGAGGGUACGAGGUCCCUAAGGACACAAUCGUGCUUUUCAAUGUCUGGAAUAUGCAUCAUGACCCUCAGAGGUGGUCCAACCCCGACGAGUUCGAUCCUACAAGGUUUCUGGAUGAUAAAGGCAAGUUUAUCUGUCCGGCGACACUUAGUUACUUGCCGUUUUCAGCUGGAAGAAGAGUCUGCCUUGCGGAAUCGCUUGGGAAGAUGCAGCUGUUCUUGUUCAUCUCUCGACUGUUGCACAAGUUUCGCUUCAGUGUUCCUCCAAAUGGACAUCCUCCCAGUCUCGAGGGGGUUUUCGGGGCAAGCCUGUGCCCUAAACCAUUUCGGAUAGUGGUCGAAAAGAGGUCUUGAGUGAGAUGUGCCAAUGUCUUACGGCAGAUGCGGAUACCCCUUUUUGAGUGAAAAAAAUGAAAAGUCACUUUGUUUGCGGGACGGAAGGUACUGUCAAUGUGUCUUCAUCUGCUUGACUUUGCGGACGCAAAUCCAACUCAGAAUUGUAUAGAUUAGAAUUGUUAGAUCUAUGUGACCUACCAAGAACCACUGGAUCAGUUAUAAGCCGUUUUUGAACGUUUCCCGAACUCUACACUAACUCAAAGUAAUUUUUAGUGGCGAAUUCAAGUUAACGAGCUGGAAAUGCCUAAGAUGGCCUGUAUUUAUUAUUGUAAGUCUUGGUGAAUUCUUAUUUUCGCUGGGAAGAGAAUCAUAACUAAUGUCUCUAAAUUCUAAAUCAAUUUAAAAAAAUACAACGUGAUAGAAGGAGACUUAUGGAAAGGACCCGGACUACCAGAUAUUUAUAAACUUGUUGGGCAUCUAAUUUUUAGAGUAAUUAUUUUUGGCUGGUAGCCGUGAAUGAUAUUUUGACGCCAUAUUUUAUAUAAUUUCGUGGGUUUUCGUUGGGUUGAAACCUUUUUUAAUCUUACAAAGAAAACUAAUAAUAGAUCUUCAAUAUUAUACAUUAAUAUAUGCAGACGAUAUGCCAGUUACCGUAAUAAUAUAUAUAUAUAGAUAAUUUCUCCAUGCGAAUUAAUUCAGUCAAUAAACAAAUUCAACGCUUU
Nematostella vectensis (starlet sea anemone) is the source of this 3143-nucleotide messenger RNA. Its product is annotated as steroid 17-alpha-hydroxylase/17,20 lyase. The transcript has 5 exons. NCBI's taxonomy places the organism in Eukaryota, Metazoa, Cnidaria, Anthozoa, Actiniaria, Edwardsiidae. Bases 955 to 2439 code for a protein of 494 amino acids. Gene Ontology annotation, biological process: hormone biosynthetic process; progesterone metabolic process. Gene Ontology annotation, molecular function: steroid 17-alpha-monooxygenase activity; oxidoreductase activity, acting on paired donors, with incorporation or reduction of molecular oxygen, reduced flavin or flavoprotein as one donor, and incorporation of one atom of oxygen; heme binding. The record is from RefSeq and is a predicted model, not a curated record.